Molecule: messenger RNA, 2005 nt
Organism: Penaeus monodon (black tiger shrimp)
Lineage: Eukaryota; Metazoa; Arthropoda; Malacostraca; Decapoda; Penaeidae
Product: toll-like receptor 3
Cellular component (GO): extracellular matrix
Source: RefSeq, a predicted model, not a curated record
CCCAGGGGUGAGACGCCAGCCUCCGCAUGAUGCCAGCCCGUGCCAUCCUCCACCUCCUCCUUGUCCUCCCAUUCUGCGUGGACCCUGGGCUGGCAUCCUUCUUCUUGCAAUGCCCACAGGCGUGCGAAUGCCAGGGUCCAGUGGCCUUUUGCAAAGGGGGUAAGAUCCCCCCCCUCGACCCACGGUCCACGCAGCUCAGCUUCGACUCGGCCGACCCUCCCAUCGCAGUGUUCAGCACAAGCUUUGCCCAACACAUGGACCAUCUAGUAACCCUAGAGCUGUCUUCUGUGGGGAUGACAAAUAUUGAAUCCGGUGCCCUGGGACAGAUCCCUCGACUCACCACCCUCAACAUCACACACAAUAAUAUUACGGCCUACACGGGACUUGAGACAUAACACAAACUGACCCUCACUUCUCCCACCACUAACCCCAUCCGCCACCAGGUGAUUGAGAACGGGACUUUUGUGCCCCUGACCUCCCUAGUGAACCUCAGCCUGGCCCAGAAUGCCCUCACCUUCCUCCCAGGUCAGCUGCCAGGUCAACUGCGCUUACUUGACCUCAAUUUCAACAAGAUAGCUGCUGUCCCAAGCCUAGCACUGGACAGGCUGAUCACACUCAACCUCUGUCACAACAUCAUUUUUAAUGUCACUCAAAACCAGCCUGGAAUGCAGAGACUGAGGAACCUCUGUCUUGGAGGAUCAAACUUCACGGUGACCGAACGUUUGGUCAGCACCGAGAACUUCCCUAUGCUUGAGAGCCUAAAACUUCAGGGAGGUGAUUCUGGGGUGAAGAUCACACCUCAAGCAGGAGACAAUAUCAAGGGGAUGGCUUCCUUACGUACUUUGGAGCUCGACUCAUGCAUUCUCAGCGACCUCCAGCUCUUCAACCAGCCAAACAGCAGCCUAGAGAACCUCCGCGUCUCCAACCUGAAGAUUAAAGGCAAGACCAGUGUGCGGUCCCGACUCGCUCUCCCAUCUGUACAUGUCUUUGAUGUAUCUGGUUCCCCCAUCCUCGCGAACUUCUUCCUGACCUCUCCUGCACGAGACGGCUUUGUCCUCACUGAACUCACCACUCUCAAGAUGUCCCGCUGCAACAUCAAGACCUUUGACAAGUCUGUGCUCCUUGCCAAGGCCCCCAACAUCAAGAGGCUAGACCUGAGCCACAACCCUCUCGAGUGCACCUGCUACGGCCUCUCCUGGAUUCCCCAUUACGUGAGGGAGGACAAGCUCAGCCUGGUAGGGGAGGAGAACACAACAUGUGCCUCACCUGACCACCUAGCUGGUCUCCCCUUGCUAACAGCUACCCUGUGCCCCAUCGAUCCCAGCAAGGAAACAUCAACUACACCCUCCACAUUGCCUGCCAAACAAACGACAACUGCCAAUUCUACAAUUCUCAUACCAAGCACCACAGAGCCAAGAAACGUGACUUCAAUGAACAAGCAAUCUCCUGACACCACCACUGUUUUGCCGCUAACAACAGAGGCUGAGCCAACCACCAUGCAACAUACAACUGAAGCAGCAGAAACCUCAACACUGCUGGGUGAAAUAGCAGUUAACAUCUCGGGGAUUGGGCGCUCCGGACCUCCCCCAGGCUCAGUGUCCGUCGACGCAGGCACCUUAGAAAGCCCGGCAGCCCCAAAGACUCGACCCCCAUUGGCCUGGCUUGGAAUAGCAGCUGGUACCCUAUUGCUAGUCAUGUUAGUCGUGGUGGUAGUGGGCGCGGUGGUCAGGAACUCCCGCAACCGCCACUUGGCCAUUAGCCACAGGAGGAUCAGUAGCCAGGACAACAUGGUUGCUAUGGCUCAGAUCUGCAGGUCGCAGGACCAGCUUCUCUGAGCCAGACGGCAUCACAACAUGGAGACAGAGGAUAUGAUCAACCCUAAUGACAUCUGUGGAACUGUGCUCUUUGGUGUAUUUCUGGGACCUUGUGUUUGUGGCUUUUGCAUGUGUGUGGUAUAUCAGUAUAGUACUUUUUAUUAAAAAAAAUAUAUAUGCUUAAAAAACAA